Molecule: messenger RNA, 1056 nt
Organism: Echinococcus granulosus
Lineage: Eukaryota; Metazoa; Platyhelminthes; Cestoda; Cyclophyllidea; Taeniidae
Product: Mitochondrial import inner membrane translocase subunit TIM50
Exons: 9
Coding region: 1-1056 (351 amino acids)
Molecular function (GO): phosphoprotein phosphatase activity
Source: RefSeq, a predicted model, not a curated record
AUGAGUGUGUUGUCACCCCUUUUUAUUCAAAGGCUACAUUUUUUUACCGUUCCAAACUUCAAAGCCUUGCGCUUUGUUAAUGGGCGAUUCCUUUCGGCAGUCGCAUCUGACUUUCAACCAUCUUCAAAUAAAAAUGAGGAAAAUUCUGAAUCUAAGUCCAAUAAGGAGUCGGGUUCAUGGUCUGGAAAAAACGCAUGGAAGUUGGGUGCCUUAAGUAUCGCAGCCUCUGCAGCAUUUGCAGCUGGUUGUGGAAUUGCUGUUUGGGGACCACCUGGCAGAGAUGAGAAUGAUGUCGAGAUAAAGGAUGAAUUCUCUGAUCUCCCAAGAUGGCGUGGGUACGUUUGUCGAGCAUGGCAAACAAUGUGGGAUUUUAAUCAGAGCAUUCGAGACCCCAUAAGUGAAAAGCUUCUCCCAGACCCAGUCGAGCCUCCUUAUUAUCAACCGCCGUAUACUAUUGUUUUAGAGAUAAAUGACGUACUGGUGCAUCCGGAUUGGAAGUUCAGAUCCGGUUGGCGUUUCAAAAAAAGACCUGCUUUGGAACUGUUUUUACAGCAACUUUCUCCUUUUUAUGAAGUUGUGGCUUUCACACAAGAUUCUGCAAUGACUGGAAUGCCGGUAUUGGCGCAAAUCGAUUCAAAGGGGCAAUACAUCCACUACCGUCUUUUCCGCGAAUCGACCCGCUAUCGCAAGGGGAAGCAUAUAAAAGAUCUUUCUUGUUUGAAUCGAGAUCUCUCUCGGGUAAUCUUGGUCGACUGGAAUCCUGAUGCUGCUUCCAUGCAACCACGUAACGCCUUCAUCAUUAAUCGCUGGACUGGGGAUGAAUCAGAUCGAGAGCUCAUUGAUUUAGUUGCUUUCCUCCGAAUGAUCGCCAUGAGUGGAGUGAAGGAUGUGCGUCCUGUGCUGGACCACUACCGCCAGUUUGACAAUCCACUUGCUGCUUUUAAGGAGAAACACGAGCAGCUCAUGGAGGCCCAGGCGCGAAAGAAGGAGCAGGAAAGGAUGGCUGCAAAGAAGAAGUCGUUUGGCUUCAACUCAUUCAGUGGUUUUCGUCGGUGA